UCUGCGACGUCAUAGACAUGCGCCAGCACGCCAGCGCGACCUUCCUUGCAUCGAACAGUGAGGGACAGAAACAGUGACAGAAACGCGGCCUUACUCCGUUUAUAAUGUUUAUUUCCAAAUGAUUUCAGAGCAGAUUAAGUUCGUGUGACUGCGGAAUAAAACCGAACCAAGAUGCUUCGUUUCUCUCUGGUCGUUUGUGGCAGAGGAGUCGCUAAACGGUUUUCCUCGUCGUUCUCCAGUCAGAGCGCUCUGCCUCCAAAUUUACUGCUGCCCACCAACCUCGUGGAUCCCUCCAGAUUAAAGCGUCCUCCUCCUCCUGCAGACUGCUCCCUGCCUCUCCUCAGGAAGUGUGAUGCCUGUGUUCCUGCUCACCUGAGCCCCGUCCAGACGUGGGUGGAGACUCUGGAGAAGACGGACAGCGAGCCACUGGGUUUGGCUCAGCUCCACCCCGACGUCUUUGCAGUGCCUCCGAGGCUCGAUAUCCUCUAUGACGUUGAAAGAUGGCAGAGAAAUUACAAACGAAUCAGCCACGCCAGCACAAAGGUCAGGUCAGAGGUCAGAGGUGGAGGCAGGAAACCAUGGCGACAGAAGGGAAGUGGAAGAGCUCGUCAUGGAAGCAUCCGAUCACCGAUAUGGAGAGGAGGUGGGGUGUCUCAUGGACCCAGAGGGCCGACCAGUUACUACUACAUGUUACCCAUGAAAGUUCGAGUGCAGGGACUCAAAGUGGCGCUGAGCUCCAAGAUGGCUCAGGACUACCUUCACAUUGUGGACUCCCUUAACAUCCCCACACCGGACUCUCAGUACCUCCUGGACCUCAUCAGACACAGACACUGGGGAGAGUCUGUGUUAAUAGUUGAUGUAUGUGAGGAGUUUCCUGAAAACAUUCUUGAGGCCACAGCGGAUUUAAAGACGGUGAACAUCAUCCCAGCCAUUGGUCUGAAUGUCCACAGCAUGCUGAAACAUGAAGCUGUCGUUCUCACUCUGGAAACAGUUAAGUUUUUGGAAGACAAACUUCUCUGGCAUGAUGAGCGUUACACACCUCUGCACUCGUUUAAACUGCCCUACUCCGACUUCCCUUAGACAACGUGAAAUUAUCUGUAAUAUAUUCACACACUGCAGUUGUUUUCUUAAUGUGUUUAUUAUGUUCAACAACAAAAAAUUAAUAAAUAAUGCUAAUGAUAAAAAAAACAA
Molecule: messenger RNA, 1191 nt
Organism: Lates calcarifer (barramundi perch)
Lineage: Eukaryota; Metazoa; Chordata; Actinopteri; Centropomidae
Gene: mrpl4
Product: mitochondrial ribosomal protein L4
Biological process (GO): translation
Cellular component (GO): ribosome
Molecular function (GO): structural constituent of ribosome
Source: RefSeq, a predicted model, not a curated record